UGUUCUUGUAGCGCCGCGGCCUCGCCAUGGCGCCGCAAUUCGUCGUUACGCCCUGGCGAGAUGCCGAUGAGCUACUUACCGUACGGCGCGAUCUCUUUGCUGCAGACGACGAUGUUGCGCGCGAGAGAGCAGUGAACAAGAUUAUCGCAUGGCGGGCGCGAAAGCUCGAGCUGCCUUUGCUGCUGGAGAGCACGGCGGAUAUCGUCGAAGCCAAGCUGCGUGAUGGUAAACAGGGCGUGCCAUCUCAUGCGCUGAGACUAGUGUAUGCGACCGCGAUAUCAAGAUUCGUGACCGGCAUCCUCGACACACAUUCCGAUCUCGCACGCCUCAGUCUGCCGGCACAGACCACGCCUCAAUUCCCCGUCUCCCUCCGCGAGACCCGGCACCGAAUCGUCCACCGCCAUCUCCCCUCGCUCGCCGAGCUCAAGCGCGCUGCAAACGAGAGCCUCGAGUGGCUUUGGGAACACUAUUGGUCGCAUCUAGAUGCGCUGCUCACGUCUGCUGGGAGCGCGCAGCAGCUCGACGAGUCUGAGGUCAAGGAGCGGCUGCAGGGCGUGCUGAAAAGUUAUGUCAAGGAACGCAAAGCGGAGAUCAAGAGCAGGAGUAAAAGCCCACGGGCAGCGGACAAUGCGGUCGGGGGCUGGCUGCGGAUUGGAGCUGCGGGGAGCGUGAAGGGGAAGAUACUGGUGCAUUUGCUGGUUGCGGAGAGGAACAUUCUCCCUGUGGGCAAGAAGCUGGGAAGUAGCAUGGAGGGCGCAUAUCUCAUCUGGACGCCGUUCGUCACCGCGCUUGGCACCAUCGAUUCGUUGUUUUUGCAGACACUAACCGAGCGAAUGAUUGGUGUGCUGGCCUUGCCUGGGCGCGGUACGGCAAGCGUUGAGGAGGAUCCCGCGAUGGAGGGCAUGUGUGCGUGGGUGGUCCGUAUGCUCGACUCGGCAGAAUGGCAGCAGGAGUCACAAGAGCCCCGCAGAAGGAAAUUGCUGGAUGACGUCUUGGGUCUCUGUCUUUCGACACCUACGUUCUGGACGCUAAAGCUAGCGGAGGACCUGUUGAAGGAUGGCAGUGUGCCGGGAAGAAAAUCAUGGCUCGAGAUUUUGGGAGUCGCAAAAGAGGAUGCAUAUGAAGAUGACGACGCGCAAGCGCUUCCUCCUAGAUCUCAAGCUGGUCCAGAUGAGAUGGAUGUGGAUGUCAUUGAGGCAGAAUCACUAGUCUCGGAGUCGUUGAGCGACACAAAGCAGAUGCGUGGGCCGCAGAAGUAUCCUGGGUUGUGGAGACCGCGGCCUAUCGGCUGGUUACCACCCGGGUGGUCAGAAGACGACUGAUGCUCAAAUACAUAUACUGUGAUAAUCUCAAUUACCAACUCCCAAAUUGACCGAUAGUCGUCCCAUUCUCAGCCUUGCAUAUGCACGACACUUGGCAUGCGCUUCACCUCACCAGGCUGGGCUGCAACGCGCAAGUCGUAGCCCCACGAUGAACCUAAUAUCACCCACAUCGCAUUCAACAUUGAAAACAAUAUCGUAUUAACUCGCUUUUACGGUAUAUGGAUCCAUUCGGCAUCACCGCAGGUAUCGCGGGGCUUCUCAGCUUCACCAUUUAGCUGCAACAAUGCCUCAGAGGAUAUGUCACCUCAGUUAAACACACGACUACAGAAUCACAGGAGCUCGUCGAAGAGCUUAGUGCACUAAGCGGGGUUUUGGAGCAACUCGAACGCUUCACCGAACAGCAGACUCAUCGAGGGAACAAGUUCGAAG
Molecule: messenger RNA, 1751 nt
Organism: Paraphaeosphaeria sporulosa
Lineage: Eukaryota; Fungi; Ascomycota; Dothideomycetes; Pleosporales; Didymosphaeriaceae
Product: Las1-domain-containing protein
Exons: 3
Coding region: 27-1322 (431 amino acids)
Biological process (GO): maturation of 5.8S rRNA; maturation of LSU-rRNA
Cellular component (GO): preribosome, large subunit precursor; Las1 complex
Molecular function (GO): endonuclease activity
Source: RefSeq, a predicted model, not a curated record